AUGGAGGAGUGGGAGUAUUUAGAAGGACACAAGGAUCUCUACAAGGACGUCAUGAUGGACAAUCAGCCGCCCCUCACAUCACCGGAGUGCGGGAAAUGUUUUUCACAGAAGUCCAUAUCUUAA
This is a messenger RNA of Staurois parvus, 123 nucleotides long. The record is from the annotation of a GenBank genome assembly. NCBI's taxonomy places the organism in Eukaryota, Metazoa, Chordata, Amphibia, Anura, Ranidae.